This is a messenger RNA of Cottoperca gobio, 4541 nucleotides long. RefSeq names its product interleukin 6 cytokine family signal transduce (gene il6st). Gene Ontology annotation, cellular component: membrane. Gene Ontology annotation, molecular function: protein binding; cytokine receptor activity. The transcript has 16 exons. The coding region runs from base 341 to 3010 and encodes 889 amino acids. The record is from RefSeq and is a predicted model, not a curated record. NCBI's taxonomy places the organism in Eukaryota, Metazoa, Chordata, Actinopteri, Perciformes, Bovichtidae.
ACAGAUAACUUAUCUGCCAAAUCAACAAACAGUAUGUCUUUACUGAGAAUUUAAGCAGAUCCUUAAACUGUCACCGGCAGGAAACAGAAAAGCGUGGGUCCAUCAGUAUGCUUUGAGAUCGUGGAAGUGUGGCGCAGCACCGCAACAUUGUUGCGACAUAAGUUUCCCUUGACGGGAAGUGGGUGGACCUACCCCAGAAUCACUGGACUGGCACCGGACGGGACACAUAUGACUGCUAAAAUUAGUGUUUUGGCGAUUGUUAGGUUUUAGAAAUAAAUAAAUAUGAUUUUGAUCUAAUAGAGAUUACAGGGACCAACAUUGAAGCCAGUUAGUCAUCGUCAUGGUGUCUGCGAGAGAGCUGUUGCUGUUCGCCUGCCUGACCUCUGCUCUACCUGCCAGAGGUGCGUUUUCAGAAGAUGUCAACCAUUUGGUGAUAGCCCCACAGUCUCCUGUGCUAGAGAUUGGGACUAACUUCACAGCUACAUGCAUGAUCCUCAACACAGAGGAAGUUACAGCAGAUGACCUCUACUGGAAUCUGUCUAAGACUACUGUAUCCAAAGAACAGUACACCCAGAUCAACGGGUCAGCUCUCAGUGUCACUAUCCCCAUCACCAGUGAAAAAGCUGAAUGGUUAUUUUGCCUCUGCAAGAAAAAGUCACUCUAUUUUGUCCUAAACGAAGGCAAAUUUAUUCACGGGAUCUACCUCACGAAAGGCUAUCGUCCAGAGAAGCCUGAGAAUGUUUCCUGUGUGGCAGUUCAGCAGCAAAAGUACAUAUCUGCAAUCUUCAGAUGUGAGUGGGUACCAGUGGGACGUCAAACCACAGAUGUCCCUACAAGAUACACACUGAAUGUUGGAGUCCUCACCAGUCGGACCUAUAAUGUGUCCACAAAUGAAAACAGUGCCCAAGUGGAGUUUCUGGACAGCUUCCCCUAUUUCAUGACGCUGGAAAUCUGGGUGGAGGCACAAAAUAAACUGGGAACAGUACAGUCUGAGCGUCUGAAAGAAGAUGCCGGCUGGUUUGUAAAAACAAACCCUCCAUCAGCCAUCAGAGUCAUUUCAGAGAAGGAUUUCCCCACCUCCCUUCUGAUAAACUGGACUCGCCCUAUUCAUAAAGAAUAUGUGAGAUUAACAUAUCAAAUAAGAUUCCGCCCAAAUGGAUCUCAAAGUUGGAUUUAUGUACCUCGUGUGGACACUGCCAUGGACAUACAAAGCUUCAGACUCCAGAACCUUCAGCCAGACACAGUAUAUAUCACUCAGGUACGCUGCAAAAAUUCUAAAGAGGGCUACGGAUACUGGAGCGACUGGAGCCACAUCGCUACCAAGAGAACAUCGGAGGGCCGACCAACAAGUAAACCGGAUUUAUGGAGAACCGUUGCUGAGGUUGACGGCAAAAAUGAACGACGUGUGCAGAUUAUUUGUAAGGAUCCUGUGUUCACCAAUGGAAGGAUACUAAGAUUCAACAUAAAGAUUCAAGACCAAAAGGAUAAAGUUGAGAAUGGAGGUUUGGGGUGGGAGAGUGUCAACAGGUCAGAAAGCAGCUCUGGCCAGCGGGAGAUCACUGUCCUUAAACACAUUGGCCUGGCUGACCAAAAACGUGUUAAAGUGUCCGUAACCGCUAUCAAUUCGGCGGGGAAAUCUGAUGAGGCAUCGCUAGUCAUCUCCGAAAAAGCACAUGAGCCCCCCCCAGUUAAAGAGCUGAAGGUGUGGUCCAAUGGGGGCCAGCUGUGGCUGGAAUGGAGCCCCCCCAACAGUACAUCUGUGUCAGAGUACGUGGUGGAGUGGGUCAGUGGUGAUCACGUAGACUGGCAGAGGGAACACAGAAACACCAGCCUCACUUUCAUUAAAGGCAACCUUGAGAAGUUUGUUUGCUACAAUGUAUCAGUGUAUCCAAUAUACUCUGGAUGGAGUGGAAAGCCAGCAAGCAAAGCAGCCUUUCUGGAGCAAGGCGCUCCAUCUGAAGGCCCCGAUGUUAAAUUGAAGACAGGACGUAACGAGGUGGAGCUGGUGUGGAGUGAGAUUCCCCGACGCAGCCGACGAGGCUUCAUCACAAACUACACCAUAUUCUAUACAAAUGGAAGUCAAAUUCUUAAAAUAACAGUGCCAGCAACCACCACUUCCUUCACUUUGAAGUCAUUGUCAGGCAACACCAAGUAUGACACUUGGAUCAGGGCUUCAACCAUCCGAGGCUCAGCCAACAGCAUUAAUCACUCCUUCACCACUCUGAAAUAUGCACCAGGAGAGAUGGAGAGCAUUGUGGUCGGAGUGAGCCUUAGCUUUCUGUUUGUUGUUCUAAUGACCAUGCUGCUCUGUGUCUACAAAAAAGAUGUGAUCAAGGACAAUUUUUGGCCUCAGAUUCCAAACCCUGGAGAGAGCACCAUUGGAAACUGGUCUCCUGAUUAUCCUUUGAAAGCAGAGACACCAAAGGAGAACUGUCUGUCUGGCAUCAGUGUGCUUGAUGUGGAUGUUUGUGAUGGAAAAUGUGUGUUUGAGGAGGACAAGGCCAGCCUGCCUCUGAAAAAGGACAAGUAUCUGUCUGAGGAGCACAGCAGUGGCAUCGGUGGCUCCUCCUGCAUGUCGUCACCUCGCCAGAGUGUGUCCGACAGCGACGAGGGCGGCGACAUGGCUGAGACCACAGCCAGUACCGUGCAGUACUCCUCGGUGGUGGCCUCCAAUGGUUACAAGGGUCAGACCCCCAACUCCCAACCUCAGCAGGCUAUUUUUUCACGGUCUGAGUCCACGCAGCCCCUGCUAGACUCUGAGGAGAACCCAGACAUGAUGCUGCAGGAGGUCAGCAGACAGUCCCAGCGUUUCACACACACUGCAGGGAACCAAGACAGCAGCAACCCUGCUGACAUCGACCAGCUAGAGAUGGAGCAGCAGGAGGGGGUGGAGCCUCUGGACUUCUGUCCCCUGGAAGAGGACUCUGAGCAGACAACACCUCCAGACAACCAGUCAGAAGGAGCAGGCUCUAACUACAUGACUCAGCUGGGGGGCUACAGGCCACAGUAAGAACACAGACACACCCAGAUGUGUCACCUAUGUGAAAGGUUCUGUGGCUUUUGUUAAAGUGGAAGUUCAGGACAUUUGUCUCCCCCCUCUGGCAGUGAGAGUAAUUACACAACACAAACACUUUUGACAGUAUGAAGUACUGCAGGUGAGCUCACCCCCCACCUCACCCUUUUCCGUUGAUUGCUUUCUUUUUCUUUUCUUUUUUUACUAUAAUUCGUCCAGUUACACCAAGUUCUGUUGUCUGGAUUAUCCACUCCAGAAACUUUGUAAAAAGCAUCACCGGUGUGCCAGUGUGAGAGAGCAGCCAGACGCCACACCUCCCGUAUACUCUGAGCUUUCCCUGGCAGCCCUUGGCUUCAUCAGCAUUGUGUGAACAUCGUGUGAGCGUUUGACAAAGGCUUGACUGUAACGGACCGUCAUUUAUAUGUUAAGUCCGGCUUUAAUGUCAAAUGUUCAUUUCAACUCUUUAAGGCAGUGAAGAACACUGUACCAAUAUGUAUUUUUUUACUUAACCAAGUAUAAAUAUUUCACGAUACACUCUGCAAUGUGAAUUAGAGCUUGUAGCUUUUUGCACCGCCACAUGUUUAAAGUAAAAUAAUUCCCCAAACAUACUCGACACAUGUAUGUUCAAUAAAUGUCACUUGUUGCAUUUCAAAAUAUCUGCUGCAAUGUGGCACAAGUGUGAGCCACAGUUUCAGGAGUGACUUGUGCCACAGCAGGUGCUUGUUUCUGUUUGAGCAGGCUGUAGCGCCCCCUUGUGGAGGGUUUUACCUCUGCACGGAUGUUACAAUUCGUUACCUGGGCAUUUCACGUACCUAGAGUAUGUUUUCAGUUUGAGUAUAUUAACUGCAUAUGAAUGUAAUCAAGUUCACACGAACAUGCACAUGAUGCCAGUGCAUGUUCAAUAAAAACGUUAACUUUAACUGCCUUUGGAAAAAGGGAAAUGUAAAAUCUAAUGCAUAUCUGAGUGAUGUACAGUUUUUAGCUCACAUGACAUCAUUUAGUUAAAGGAUUCCUGUUCUGCGUAGUUUGUGUAUGUUAGGUCUUUUAAUGUGUACUUCAUUACAACAGUGGUCCUACAUUACCCAGUGUUCACCCCUCUCACCACCGUCUGUUGGAGCAAGCAUUACCUCCUCCUUUCUUCUCCUCUUCCAAUGUUCAAACAUAUUGAAUGUGCUGUCAUCAUCAACACUGAGGAGGACUGUAUUUCAUGUUCUACUAACAUCAGCUUGAUGCAUACAGCUUUGAGUAAUUAUUGGGAAGUGACGAUGUGAUCGACCCCUCUGUGACCUGGUCUCAGCCACUCGGCUCUGGACACAAGUCACAGAAAAUACAACUGAAGGCAAAGAUGAGCCUGCCAUGGGAUAAAGUAAGUGUCAUGCUUCAGUAUAUGAAAUGCAAGGAAAAGUGCAGAUUUCAGUCUUAUUACCUUUUCAAAGUACUAUUUCAAUGUGUCAAGCAUUUCACCAUGCCGACAAAGGUCAAGGGUUUCUCUGUAAAUGAUCAAUAUAAAAUAUGAAACCUGUUUUAA